Phragmites australis (common reed) is the source of this 1991-nucleotide messenger RNA. RefSeq lists its product as uncharacterized. The transcript has 6 exons. Lineage: Eukaryota; Viridiplantae; Streptophyta; Magnoliopsida; Poales; Poaceae. The record is from RefSeq and is a predicted model, not a curated record. Gene Ontology annotation, molecular function: nucleic acid binding; zinc ion binding. The coding region runs from base 269 to 1705 and encodes 478 amino acids.
CCCCACCCACUCUGCGGCGGCGAGACGAGGCGAAUCACCACCAAUCGGCACCUUCUGCCUAGCUCCUCUCGGCUCCCCGGCCCGUUCGCCUCAUCGGACCCCCUCCCCGAGCGCGCGCGGCGGAGCACGCCACUUCGAAGCAAUCCCUCCGAUCGUAGCCGUCGUCGUCUUCUUCCUCCUCCCCACCACUGGACUGGCGCGGAGCGGAGAUCCACCCGGACUCGGAUUGAUUCGUUCUUCUGUCGGUUGAACCGAUAUUUCUUUGCCAAUGGCGAGGGAACUGAGCCCUGAAAUAGAUGAUGAACUUUUCAAUGAAGUUUAUGGGAAAGCAUACAGCGGUCCAGUUGCAUCAGCUACAAACAGUGUGAUGCCUAAAGUAAAUGAUGAGAAGAGGCCCCUGACUCAUGAUAAGUCAGAUGAUGAAGAUGAGCUCCGGGAUCCCAACGCUGUUCCUACGGACUUCACUAGCAGAGAGGCUAAGGUCUGGGAAGCUAAAGCUAAGGCUACUGAAAGAAACUGGAAGAAGAGGAAGGAGGAAGAAAUGAUUUGUAAAAUAUGUGGAGAUUCGGGCCAUUUUACUCAGGGUUGUCCAUCCACACUUGGUGCAAAUAGGAGAAAUGCAGAUUUUUUCGAAAGAGUUCCAGCAAGAGAUAAGCAAGUCAGGGAUCUUUUCACUGAGAGGACGAUAAGUCAGAUUGAAAAGGAUGUGGGGUGUAAAAUCAGAAUGGAUGAGAAGUUCCUGUUUGUCAGUGGGAAGGAUAGGUUAAUAUUAGCCAAAGGUGUAGAUGCUGUGCAUAAAAUUAUUCAAGAGGGUAAAGGUAAAUAUAAUCCAAACAGUCCAAAACGGGGUAACUCUAGAUCUCCUCUACGAAAUAUCACUGAAUUUCGGCCUAGGCACUCUGAUUCUCAACGGUCCCGUAGCCCAAGAAUCUCUGGUUCUCAACGAUCCCGUAGCCCAAAAAUCUCUGGUUCUCAACGGUCCCGCAGCCCAAGAAAUGCAUCAUGCUCUCAAAGUAAAGGAUACUAUCGUGAAAGGCAUCUAGAUGGUUGCUUACAUGACAGUAUGCCCAAGUUUUCGAGAGGAUCUCCACAAGCUUAUGCCAACUGCGGAGCAAAAGGCCAUGCAGCCCAAUCAAAAUCUCCAUGCCAUCCCUUUUAUCUUGAUGAUUCCCUUAGAACACAUGGCGGGAAUAAUCAAUAUGCUGCAGCACAUAUGUCCAAUAACUGGGGCAUUGAGAGGCAUGGAGCAGAUUCUCAUUCAGUCCUUAAGUUUGACAUGCCAUCCCACCAACAUACCUUGGAAGAGCUUGAACUGGAGUUUAAAAGGGAAGCUACCGAAUUGGCUAGAGCCCGUGACCAAGAGGAAGAUGAAGAGAACUACAAGCAUCGGGAGUCCCUGAGAGUGAUGAGAGAAAAUUACAUGGAGAGAGUGACUACCACGAGGAGUUUGCAUGCAAGGAAGUGGGAGGAAUUUCUUGAACAAACCACUAAAAUGCAACAGAAAGCACAGACUUACACCCAAAUAGGUUAUCCAGAUUUUGAGCAGAGAACUACACAUAUUUCAGCUACACGUCAAACAAUGGAUUCAAAGAGCACAUAUCCAUAUGCUUCUGAUAACUAUUCAGCUACAAAGGCUCAUGCUGCUUAUGGCGAGUUUCAGCAUGAGAGGCAUGAUGAUUUUGGGAGGACCUAUGGGCGAUAUUAGCUAUUGACUAGUGGGCGAUUGUGUGAGGAAUCAGUGUCAAUGGUGUGCACUUAGCCCUCUUAGCACCUAUUUGCUGUUAUGUAGUUUGAGAAGGUAAGAAUUCAUAUUUGGCCAGGACUUUGCCUUCCUGUUGCACUUUCUUUUGCAGUCAGUACCGUCACAACGGGAUGUGGGAGUGGAACUGUCCAUGUGAAUUUCAGAUAAUUGUACCAAGCCGCUUUUCAAUUAAUUUUGCGGGAAUGCUGUAAACUAUGUUAACAUUGUAUUAGUUAUUCCUGCCUUCUCA